Molecule: messenger RNA, 1284 nt
Organism: Stylonychia lemnae
Lineage: Eukaryota; Ciliophora; Spirotrichea; Sporadotrichida; Oxytrichidae
Source: the annotation of a GenBank genome assembly
AUGUCAGAUUCAGAAGAAGAUGAUAGAUCAGGAUCGGGUUCUGAAGAAGAGGAAGAGGAACAAGAUGAAAGUGGAUCCGGAGAAGGUUCAGGUAGUGACGAAGAAGGCAGUGGUUCUGGAAGUGGUUCAGGAAGUGAUGAUGAAUCAGGGUCAGGUUCAGGAUCAGAUUCAGAUGAUUCAGAUAAAAAAAAGAAAAAGAAAGGUGAUAAGGGAAAGGAGAAAGAUAAGAGCAAGGUAGAGGAAGAAAAAGCAUUACCAGUGUUUAAACCAACAGGCUAUUAAAGUAUAAUGAGCACCCUGAAGGAUAUUAAUAAAGAUCUCGAUGAGAUAACAAUUAAUGUUGAAAAAGUUCACAAUAAAUUCUCUCCUUUAAAACCUAAAUACACAAGUACUUUUACUAAAGAAAGAGAAAAUAAGCCACCUCCCCCAACAUAUCCAAGAAAUUAUCAUCCUCCAUUACAUGAAUAGGAAAGAAGAAGAAGUUACUCGCCAAAGAAAUAUGAUAACUACUAAGGAGAUGAUGAUUAUGAUCCUGAUCAUUUGAAUGACAGAGAUGAUAACUAUUAUGAAAAUAGAUAAGAUGAAUAUCCCUCAAGAGGGAAUAAUAAUUAUAGAUCCAGUGGUGGCCCUGGGCCUAAUUAAAGUUACCACAGCAGAGGUUAAGGAAAUUAGAGUCAAGGUGCCUACAAUACUUUUGACAAUAGACAAAUGAGUAAUUCUAGGGGAUAAAGUGAAAGGAAUUAAUAAUAAUCAUCUUUUCAAAAUACAAACAGAUAUCCACCCAGUUAGGGAUAUAAUAAUUAAUAAUACCCAUCAUAAAAAUAAGUAGGUUUCCAAAAUUAAUCAUUUAACCAAAGCUAUACGCAACCUAAUCUAUAAAGAAAUAUAUCUCCAGCUAGUAGAUUCAUAAAUAAUCCAUCAACUAACUAUAACAACUAGAACUUAUUCGUUGGUGGUUAACCACCAAUGACAAGCUAUACCUAAUUUUAUCGUAAUUAAUCUGCUCUUUAAAAUACGCUUAUGUAUCCUUAAUAAUAAUAAAAUUAAGGCUAUCUUUAAGCAUAGAGUAAUCCUCAAAUGUUGGGGAGUUCAAAUAUUAUGGGAGUCAAUAGCACGCCUUAAUUUGGAUAAUUUAAUUAUGGAAAUCCUUAAUAAAAUUCAUAAUCAUUCUCAUAAUAAUCUAGAAAAUUUGAUAACAAUACUCUAACUAAUCCAGUUGCCAGGGAAGGUGAGGUCUAAAGAGUCGAAAAUUUAUAAGAAGCAAUAGACGCACUUUUAAGAUGA